UGGGGGGAAAGAGUUUCAUUGAUUCAGACAGAGAGGAGCUCAGAGCGAGAGAAUCAACUUUCAGCCUAAAACUUGAAAAGAAAUCAUGCUUGUCAAGUUCACCUGUGCUGUAGUCACCAGGAUAUUAUUCAUUUUAGUGUCUCUUAUUGGCGUUUGGAGAGUGACAUGGGUGAAAAAUAAUAACUUGUACUGGUUCCUGACAAUUCUUUAUCUGCCUCUCGUGGCUGAAAUGAUUUUAACUCUCAAAAGGAGAAAAGGGAAGGACUACAAAUGGUUUUCUCCAGCAAUUCUGUUCUUCCUCAUCAGUAUUAUACCAACCAUAUGGAUCCUUGAGUUGCACCAUCAGCACAACAAAUCAAAUGACACGAAGUGCAACAAACUGGAUUCAUCUUACAGCAUUCAAGCUUUUCUUCACGACUGGAGAAAUUUCACCAACGGAACAGUGAAUCCACAGGACACUAUGAAGUUCUUGUCAUCAGUUUGUGCCAACGACUGGAUCCUGGCCCUUCAGCAAAUCCUCCUGAUUCUUCUGAUAGUAGGCAAAUGGCUCCUGCCCAUCGCUGGAGGGGUCACCAGGGAUGAGAUGUCUCAGUUACUGCUCAUCUUUGUGGGCAUGGCUGCGGAUAUUCUCGAGUUUAUCAGCGAGACGCUGUCUGAUGUCAAGGAGGAAAGUCCACAUUUUGUGUACAUUAUUCUAGCAGUAUGGACGUGGAGUAUGUUACAGUUUCCUCUUCAUUUCUCAGUGGUGAACAGCAGAACCGAGGACAUCAGUGCUCAGGAAGACUCUCUCCUCUCUAAACACAGGACAGAUAUAUGGAACAUUGCGGAAAGUCUUUUUCUUCAAGAUGGCCCUUUUUUUAUAGUCCGACUGACGGUUAUGAUGCGCUUUUCUGUCUUUCAUCAAAUGUUGGUCUUUUUUACCAUGAAGAACUUAUUGGUGGUGAUGUUGAACAUCUACAGACUGUGGGUUAUUUGCAUUGAUUUCAGAUCAUGAGUUCUGUCCGACUUCAGUGAAACAGUACUUCUUUGUUCAGAAUCAGUGUUGUUAGCAGUGCACCGGUCUCAUCAAAGGCUCACAGAACAACUUGUGUCCGAGGAUUUAAUAUGUGACAUUAAAUAUUCACAAAAUCGUAAUCUCCACUCCACCUUACAAUAACUGCUCAGUUAUUCUGCACAUGUGAAUGAGUUACUGCAUGUUUCUGCGAUAUUUCACCAGACUUUCAUAUUUGAUGGUUAAAUGUCAUGAUUCCAGUAUUUUGUGACUCGUGAAGUUCCAGGAACUGUUUUCAGGAGACUACAUUGCAUUCUUCAGGUGUGUAAGUGUUUGUUUUUAUGAGGGCAGAGGGUGUGUAGGGGUGUGUUUUUUUGGAUGUCAGUAUAUCAAUUACUACAGUUAUGAAACCAUAGCUAUUUUGUGGCAGCGAUAGUUUUUUUUCGUAAGGGACAUAUCUUAGUUGAUUCUGAUCUAAUGAUUCAAUGUUCACUUUAUCAGCAGUCUUCUGUAGUUUACCUAACAGUACAUCUGCUGAUCCAUGUCAGAUUAUCAAGGUUUUAUUAAUGAGUGGAUUUCACAUUGUGACCAUUAACAAAAACAUUUUGUGCUCAGAUUUAGUGUUCUUUUUUCAUUUAAAGUCAGUUCUAUAGGAUUCAAGUCUAUAUUUCUUUCUAAUGCAUUCUCCCCUUCAUUUGAAUCAUGUUUAUAAGUAUAACACUUUAUUAUUGUAGAAUCUUAAGGCGUGUCUUAGUCUGUGGUUUUUAUGCAGAAUUUUGUCAUGACACGGCAUGUUUGAGCAGACACAAAAGACAACUGACUUUAUUAAUCCAAUUUUCUUACUUUACUUAAUGUAGAUAUUUUUCAGAAUGUUUAAAAUAUCUUCUGCAUCAUAAGUCAUUUGAAUUUGUUAAAAUUCUAAAAAACUUUUGUUUUAAACAUAUACAGUAAAAUAUAUAGAUAUAUGCUGUUUAUAGCAUAUUAAAGUUUCACUGACUGAAUCACUUCACAGUUGCAAACUAAAGGCAUCAUUAUUCAUAGCAUCAUUAUUAUCAAAUGGUUUAAAAGUGACAGUCGAUGUGUGUUCUCACACAAAAACAAACAUUGGUUUGAAUGUCGGGAAAACACAAAGUACCUUCACUUGCACUCGUGCUCUUUAAGGGCAGCUCAGGUUUAUACAGACACAAUGUUUGUCAUGACGACGUCAUGUAAAGGAAAGAAAUUCCUCUCAGAUAAAGAACUCACUAUGAGAUCUUUUAAGGAAUCGUGACUACUGAACGGAUGCAGGAGAUGAAUGGCGUCUUCCUCUUUAAAGGAAUGCUUAUCUGUCAUGAGUCCGCCUUCAUGUCAUGUCUAGUCUUGGUCUUGGGCAGAUUCAUGACGAAGUCUUAUGUUUUAUGUGAGAGAGAGAUUUUGACCCCUCCAUUCUUCCAUAUACUCUCUCUCUGGUCUGGGUCUUCAUUCUCGCCAUCUCGUUCCUGGUUAACUUUCCCUGAGUGUUUCAUUUCCCACACCUGGCCCUUGUUAAUUAUCCUUUGUCUGUAUCCCUAUAUAAUAUCCUCAUGUCUAUUGUUCUGUGCUCGUUCAUUGUAUUUGAAUGUACUUCUUUGCCUACUUGUGUUUGUUUACCCCAUUGCUUGUCUGUAUGUUGGCCUUGCCUUGUAUAUUCUAUGCUACCGUGAAGAUCACCACCCUUGGAUUACCUUACCCCGUGUAUUGAUGUUUCUCCAUUACCAAAUCGUGUUAUUUGUAAGUCGAGUUAUCUUGUUUCCUUUGUUUUUACCCCCUGGUGGGAAGUCUUUUGGUUCUGUUUAUUAUUAUUAGUUCGGUCCUUGUUUUCCCUUUGUGGUUUUUUGUUUAUUAUCAAAGUAUUUUUGUUAGCCCUUAUUGCUGCCUGCGUUUGGGUUCUUCCUCCCCUGCAAACCCUGACACUUAUCUGUGACCUAUAGGCCUAUAUUAUA
Molecule: messenger RNA, 2952 nt
Organism: Triplophysa dalaica
Lineage: Eukaryota; Metazoa; Chordata; Actinopteri; Cypriniformes; Nemacheilidae
Gene: tmem26b
Product: transmembrane protein 26b
Exons: 6
Coding region: 86-994 (302 amino acids)
Source: RefSeq, a predicted model, not a curated record